CACCCGCUCCUCCCCGACUCCGACGGUGAUCAGCUGACCUGUCAAAAUAUUACGCAGCGCGUGCUGGUGUGUUUGUAUUUGUGUGCGUCGCUUAACUACACGCUGAAGACAUGGCAGCCAAGAUGGAGCUCGCUCCUCUCAGACCGUGGGACGAUUUCUUCCCUGGAACGGACCGAUUCGGCAAACCGGAGUUCGGAGAUUUAGCCAAGUGGAACAACAGGGUGAUCAGUAAUCUGAUGUACUACCAGACGAAUUACUUCGCCGUGGUUCUGGUGGUUUUCCUCAUUGUAGGGUUCAUGAAUCCAUUCGGCAUGUUCCUGGGAGGAGCUGUGGUGACACUGGUCUUUGCAGGUUCUGUUUGGGCAGGAGAAAAUAAGGCCACCAUUAAGAACUUCAAAAGGAAGAACCCCACUCUCUUUGUCAUUGGUGUUAUGGUUACCAGCUACUUUCUGCUUUCAAUGUGUGGUGGCGUCAUGGUCUUCAUCUUCGGAAUCACCUUUCCUUUGCUCUUAAUCCUGAUCCAUGCUUCUUUGAGACUUCGCAACAUGAAGAACAGGCUGGAGAACAAGAUUGAAGGUGUUGGGCUAAAGAAGACCCCGAUGGGCAUCAUCAUGGAUCUCCUGGACCAACAGGAGGAGAAAAUUAAUAAGAUUCAGGAUUUCAUUGAAAGCAAACUGAAGGAGUAAGGCUCCAGCCAAGAGUGUGUCAAGAGAAAUCAGUGUCAUAACAGUAUGGAUUAAAGUUUCUGUAGAAUUAUCCAAUGAGUCUCAGUUUUAGCCCCCAUAUAAAUGUAAAGUUACAGAUUUUUUUUUUCUCCAUUUCCAUUUUAGUUUAAUUCAUGCUCUUACAUGUUUGUGUGAGUUCACAAUCUAAUCUAAAGUGUCCACAUAGACUAUUUCAUCAUAACGGAGUUUGCACAAUCAUUGUAUGGAUUGGAUGUUGGGAUCAAAGGUUUGAGCAUUCCUGUGUCAAAAUAUGUCCACAAACAAGUAAUUCCCCCUUGUUAACAGUGCACUUUGUUCUACACAAUAGUCAAGUAUUUAUUUAAUCCAAAGAAAGUGGAAAGUCAGAACAGAAUAAACAGCUGUUAGAUACCAGCUGCAUUUGUUAUUUAAAAAAUCAUUUAUUUUCAGUUUGCUACCUCAAAAUGAGCAUGUUUAUCCUGGUUCUCACGGAGUAGACCCACAUUACCAAAAUGCACUCCCACCACUCAGUAAACUGCUUAUUAAACAGCAAUAACUCCAAUCAUGUCAUUGCAGGAGCUUUGUGAAUGCUGAAACCAGCUUGCUUCUAGUAUAGACAUUGUUAUAUGUCCUGACUAAUAAUAAUAAUAAUAAUAAUGGAGUGUGGAUAUUCAAUUUGUCAAAAAAUUUGUGCAUACAGUUUCUGACCAUACAGGGUGGCCUGAGUGUAUCCCGUCUGAUCACAGCUAUGCAAUACUGAAAAAUGAAUGGCAAGUGAAGCUUUAUUGUUUUGAGUAUAUGUUUGUUAUUUCUGAUGUGUCAUUAUUUUCAUAAUAUAGCAUGCAGAAAUGUACAAAAAAUAAAUAAAUUUACAUUCAAAUUUUA
Messenger RNA from Archocentrus centrarchus (flier cichlid), 1568 nucleotides. Its product is annotated as PRA1 family protein 3. The coding region runs from base 111 to 686 and encodes 191 amino acids. Lineage: Eukaryota; Metazoa; Chordata; Actinopteri; Cichliformes; Cichlidae. Gene Ontology annotation, biological process: negative regulation of transport. The record is from RefSeq and is a predicted model, not a curated record. The transcript has 3 exons. Gene Ontology annotation, cellular component: membrane.